GCAGACAGUAGACUUGUAUGGAAGCCAGUCUCUGGGAGGUUAAUGGCACACAUAGAUGAUCCAGUCUAUGAAGGACAACAUGUCUGCGAUAAAAUACAUUUCUUAAAUGAUCCACCUGAUAAAUUUUGUGAGGAGGCUAGUGAUCAAAAUAAGUUUGAAGAUUUAACAGUCAGCAUGAGAGAGCCACAUAGCCCUUCCAAAUCUUGUCAUUUUGAAAGUGUCAUACCAGACUCCAGCCCAGUACAGGAUUCCUCAGUAAUCCACUCCACAGUGCCUGAUCUUACCAUAACAGAUUCACAUCCUGAGAGGCUGAUGCCACCAACUGGAAAUAUAGAAACAAGCCUCAUAGCUUCCUCCUCAAACACAAGCGACCAGUCUUUUUUUGUCAAGCGUCCUCCCUGGACAACAAAGAACCUCAACUAGAUCAUGUCAGGUCACACAGAAUUAGCCAGUUUUGCACUGAGUUGAGUCACAUCCCAUCUGUAGAACACUAUUUUGAAUGUCAUCAUGCUGUCUGGCUGGAGGAGGCUUUCCAUGAACAAAAUCAAGCAAAGAGAAAAUCCAUGAAACAAGGAUCACUUGUGCACAAACAUAAAUGGACAGACCCUGAAUCACAAUUAAAGAUGACACAAGCCCAAGAUUUGUUUUCCAAGAACAUGAAAAGAAAAUCCAUGAGCACGGACCAAAGCAAAAGUUCCUUGGUAUCGGUAUCAACAGCAUCUUCCAGGACAAAUCUUUCAGAAUCUUCAAUACAAUUUAAUUUAGGACAGAGUCAGGUGUUACCAGCCAAGUCACUCUCCUUGUCAUGUGAUUCUAAUACACUUCCCUCUGAAAAACUAGAAUUAAAACUUUCAAGUACAUUUGACUUAAGUCAAUCACAAUCUGAAAUCACGCUGUCCAGUCAAAGUAGCCCUCCACAGGGAAAAGAUGAGAAGCUGCCAUUCCCAGAACAAAGCGGAACUUCUGACUUAGUUAGACAAAGCUCAGCAACCUCAGACUUUUGUCAAACAGCCACAGAAAGUCAACAUGAUCAAAUCGUCAUUUCUUCAGACUCCACUUCGACACCACCAAAGUCUGGGUCCCCUCAGCUAGACCAGCUGCUGUCAGAGCUGGAGGAGAUGAAACUUAAAUUUAGACCAGAGAUACUUAAGCCACGUCUCUCCAGAUUCAGUGAUGAGAGCCCUGAAGUUGAUGAGAUUUAUACAUUUGAAGACCUUUCACCCGAAGAUGGAUUCCAAACGGAAGAUAGUGAUACCAUAAGAGUCAGCGUGUCAUCUGCCAUAAAGCUUGCAGAAGAUACUAAACACACAAAUGUAACAGUCACAGAGCCUGAACACUUUCAGACAUCCAUUAAAGAUGAACCUGAUGCAGUUUCAGUCGCUCCUGAUAUAGCAAAAACCUCUGAGACAAGUUUCCCGUCAAGCCUUGGAAGUCAUAAAUAUAGUCCUGUAUCUCCCACUGAGAACCUUUCAACUCCAGAAUCUCCCCAAAGAUUCCAUGAGGUGAUGGAAUCACUGGACUUAGGUUUUCCUGUUGACAUAUUACAGUCCGGCACAUAUGAUAAGAAUGCUACGGAGGCAUUUUCAUCCGUGUCUUCCCCCAAAGUAGAUGUAUCUGAAGAACAUGUGGCUAUUCUUAGUGAGGAAGAUUCUACAACUGACAUUCUUCAAAGUCAAAAAGAUCUCGAAACAGCUACAUCAUCUAAAGAAUCAGUGGGUGUGACAGAGGAAAUAUCAGCUCAGAGCAUCCAAGAUCAACGUCCACAUUCAUGGGAGGCAUGUUUUGUUGAAGCCACUCAGAAUGAAGAUGUCUCUUCUCAGUCUCUUUCUGAUUUGACUCCAGAGACAGUUACAUCUGCAAGACAUUUUAGAUUUGAGGAACUAGUGCCAUACCCCUCCCAGGGGAACUUGGAGACAUCUUCAGAUGAGGACAGGCCUUGGACCAGUGGACAGCCAUCAGAAGAAUCUCUGACUCCAAUAGAGUUUAAGCGUUUUGCCUCUCAGCCCACUCCAGUUGAACCCAAAGCAGAGGGCACUUCAUCAACCUCUGAUGAGGAGUACAGCAUCCCACCUGGGUAUGCAGAGAUCUUUUCUGCUACAGCGACCAAUAUCCCUCGGCCUCCAGAACACACAGGUGUGCGUAGUGAUGGAGACAGCCCAACCUUUGAACACUCUGAUCCAGAGCCUUACUUUGACUGCAUACAGGCUGCGUCAGAUUUCUCUGAGAAUGAGCCUGAUGAACCUGAGGCGGGUGCCACGUCCAAUAAAGAUCAUCUUAGUCAUCCAAGAGUGCUAGAAAAGGGAAAUCGAAGAGUACUGUUGUCCUCUGGAAGUGAAGAUUAUGAGGAUGCUCCCUUUGUUCAUGACCCUCUUUAUAAUGUACACGAAGAGACUGCAGAAUUAUUACACUAUCCAGAAACAUCAGAUGAGGAAUUCACCUUGUGUGAGGCUCCACAACCGCCUUCUGUCUGGGAAAUUCCAGCAUAUGAUGAUACUGAUAAAUAUCUGACAAGGGUAAGAUGAGAUUCGAUAAACCACCGCAACCUGCAAGCUUUUCACUUGGAGCUGAGCUUAACCAAAUACUAUAUUUGCUUCAGCGAGUAAUGACUGCUAACCCCCUGGCCACAUGGAUGGGAUCGAACACUCCUCAUAACCCUUAUCAUAUUUUGAUGAUAUUUAACACAUCCUAAUUCAGCAUGUGACUGUGCUGCCUCUAACCGGCUGAUUCACUCACAUUAAUAACUUAAGCUUCACCUUUA
Plectropomus leopardus (leopard coralgrouper) is the source of this 2758-nucleotide messenger RNA. NCBI's taxonomy places the organism in Eukaryota, Metazoa, Chordata, Actinopteri, Perciformes, Serranidae. The record is from RefSeq and is a predicted model, not a curated record.